Trichoderma gamsii is the source of this 2451-nucleotide messenger RNA. RefSeq lists its product as hypothetical. Bases 1 to 2451 code for a protein of 816 amino acids. Gene Ontology annotation, biological process: regulation of DNA-templated transcription. Gene Ontology annotation, molecular function: DNA-binding transcription factor activity, RNA polymerase II-specific; zinc ion binding. The transcript is spliced from 5 exons. The record is from RefSeq and is a predicted model, not a curated record. Lineage: Eukaryota; Fungi; Ascomycota; Sordariomycetes; Hypocreales; Hypocreaceae.
AUGUACUGUGCUGAUAUUGCUCUCAGUGAUAUUUUAUCCAAGCACCGAUCAGCGCAUGCUGCUGACUCGACAGAGGUUCCUGUUCAACCUCUUUCAAAUGGCUCCGUACCACGCAAAUCCCGAGCCUGCAAUGCUUGCGCAAAAGCGAGAGAAAAGUGCACCAAGGAACUACCAUGUAUGCGAUGUUCUCGUAGGUUCCUGGAUUGUGUAUACCCGGGAAGCCAACAGCAAGAUAGCUUCGACCACCACUCUUUUGGAGAAAUCACCAGCACAUCGAAAUCACCCCAUGCCGAGAAUGUUUCUGUCGCCGAUCUAGUAUCCUCGGGUGCUCUACAAGAGAACUUACAAGACAUCAACGAUAAUGGCCAUAAUCUGACUGCCCUGAUGUUUGAUCAAACCCAUAGCCAGCCAGAUAAAGCUUCCGAUUCAUCCACUAGGCGGUAUACUACCGCAGGUCAGACUGCCCCAUGGACACCAAUAUCUGGCUCUCCAACCUCUGAUAAUCAACUUUCGAGCAUUUUAGCACCUGGCCAUUCUGGAUCUGCUCUGUGGCCAUUCCGGAAUGAUGGGCUUCAGUCGGGCGCAGAGGCCUUUGGCCAGCCAAUCAAUUGGCUACCCUUUGACGAAACGAUUGACCUGAAUUUAGGACCUACGCUAGACGGAACGGUUCUUCUUUCACCUUUUGACGAUGCGCAAUGGCUUUCCAUCAAUUCUAGCACUAUAGCGAAUGGAUUGCUGGAAGGGCAAUCAUGGAACUUGGACAUUCCCCCUCUAGCACAUAUCGAUGACAAGAUUUCCAACGGUGCUUCACGAAAUGCGUCCAUAGCCGACAUCUCCUCAGCAAAAGGCUCAUUUUUCUCGAGUUACAAACGGGGAGACUUAUAUGCAACAAGCUCUAACGGUGCGCGAAAUGCUUGUUCAACCCGUGCGAAGCGCGAUGAUCAAGAUUCUGAGCGCUCGGAAGAGCAGAUGACCGAUUUGCCAGGGUUACAGGCCCGAAUAUUGAAUCAUGUUGGGAUCUUUUAUUCCGAGUCCAAGGAGCCCAGUUCAGCUGUGAGAAGUAUGUGGAGCUUUACCCUGUCAUUAAUAAACUCGCAAAGCCAUAAACAUCUUCUGGAGUAUCGUGACCAUAAAGCGCUGAAGCCUAAUGGUUGGGACGAAUGGGUUGAGGCUGAAAGCUGGCGCCGUCUAUAUUUUACGGGCCGUGUUCUUAACUCUAUGAUGGCCUAUCACUUCAACUUUGAUAUCGAUCAAAGUGGUGGGGCCGCUGCCGACUUUGCCCUGCCUCAGGAAAAGUUAUGGCAGGCCCAGACUCGCCAUGACUGGUUCGGGUUAAUUACAAAAACAGAACGAAACCCAUCACUCUCCGAAGCUACAAACGAGCUAUUUCAAGCCAAGUCAGUUCGUCCCAAUCUUGGCGAGUUCUCACACUGUAUCAUUCUACACGAGGUAUAUAAUGAGAUUGCGAAAGUAACUACAUACCACAGUCGGCAGCUAGCAUCAUGGACUCCAACCUCCGAAAGCAGAAGCGUAUUCCCGGUGUCCUCCUCUGAAUCGUUGAACCUGAGGGUUCGGAAACUUACAGUCUUGGGCCAUUCUGUACAGCACUCGAAUGCUGUAUCCGACUGGAGAAAUGCCGCCCUUGAUGGUGUUGACGUUUUACACUGGGCCGCAAACGCAAAGAUAGCAUCCCUUUCCGGAGCGGAGCAUCCAAUGGUUCUACACCUUCACUACUCUCGAAUAGUGCUCCUCGUGCCACGUGUGGCAUUAAUAGCAAUUGGGGAAUCAGUGUUGCCAAUGUUAAAUGAUAAUGAGGCUGGUUUUCGACGUAGUCAUUCUCAAAAGGCGAUACAAGCGGCUGAGAAUAUCAUUCGUGAAUGGACACAAAGGGAUGGUUCUAAGGCCAGAUUAGCGGUCAUCCAUGGCGGCUGCGUCUUUUGGCACAUCCGACGAUAUUCAAGAGCAGCGUUUUACGAACCUCUUUCUAUUUUCUAUGCAACCUUGGCGCUCUGGGCAUAUGGAUUCUACACGCCCAGAAAGAAAAGCUCCGUAGGGUAUGGACCAACUAGUCCCCCGGGACGAAUCCCCUCUCACAACGGCAUUGUCUCCGGGGGGGAAGAGUUGGAUUGCGAUAGCCCGGAAUCAAGUGCACAGCCACCACUCAGGCAGCAUGCCCACUCGCGGGAUGGCGACCUCACAUUUAUACGUCUAGAUCGGCCGAAUGAUGACGAAAUGGUCCAAUUGUUUGUGAGUUCCAGUCAAACUUCAAGAAUGAGCGCCCUCGUAAGUGGGGUGGGUGACAUUUGUGGUCCCGAAGGCCCGGCCCUGGUUUUGAAGGAGGGCAGAGCCAUGUUGGGCGCUAUUCCGCAAACCUGGAUCCAAGGAAGCCAUUAUAUGGACAUACUCCUUGCUUUAGAAGUGGCAACGAGGAAUCGAUUAUCGAGGGGCUGA